UGUUGGCAUAAAUAUUUAAAUGUAAAACAAUUCGGUAUAUUUAAAUAUGUACAUAACUGACCCCUAACAAUAAUUUAAAGAGCAAUAUACAAAAUAAUUAAGUUGGUAGAAAUAUUACAAAUCAGCAGAAAGUAGGUUGUAACGAGAUCUUUCACAGGGUGGCACGUGUCCAGUAAGAAGCUUACGAAGUAAUUCAAGUUUGAGAAAGAACAUGAUAAAACUUGUUGGUAUAAGGCAGGAUGGACGGCAGGUGAGUGUGGGAAGGAACCUUCUCGCCUGACACACACACCAAGGAAAGAUCUUGUGUUAGGGAUGAAGUGGCUGGGUCUGGUUGUCUGUCUCGCCCUCGUCUCUGUGGCACAAGGUCGCGAUGAUGAGGACGCAAGGUUGAUUGUUGCAGCAUAUUCCACCAAGACAGCCAUCAUCCUCACCACAACCACCACUACAACACCCUUCACCUGCGCCUUUAAGACCAAUGGUGCUGUGUGCCAGCGACGCCGCUACCGCCGCUACACAAAACUCGACGACAGUGUUCUCAGUGAUGACACGCGGCCUGAGGUGUCUGGUUCACUGGGUGAGGAAACAGUGAAGAACGAGCGUCAACCCAGGAUCGCCCUCACCAUCUGGACCACCGUCUCCUCCACUUACACCGUCACCUCCACCUCCACCAACAGGUCCACCACCUUCUCCCUCUCCUUCUUCUGCACCGUCAGUGGCGCUGUACUUCCACCAGGCUGUGGCUAAACAUGGAAGCAGAGAAAACAAGAACAGAUUAUCCCGGCAGUGACCUGCAUGAACCUCACAAAGCUUGGACAGCAAAAUGACUGAAAAGUAGGAUAAUAUAUUAGACAACGUUUGGCUGAAAGGAGAUUUUGUUGUUAGAAAGACUUAAAAAACGGUCACUUGAACUAAAUGUUGUCUAAUAAAAUUCUACUCGAAAUAUUUAUGUAAUUCUUUGCGAACUUCUUCUUCUUCUUCAGGAAACGUACAUUUAUCUACGAACUUCUGUUUGAAAUUAUUGCGUUAUACAUAAUAUAUAAAAAAACAUUGUAAAAAAUUCAAAUAACGUAUGAGACUUAAAACUUACCUACCUACCUAGCCUGACAAGCAGUUUUUGUUUGUCGUGUUUGUUGCAUGCUGUUUAUGUUAAGGGGUCAGCUAUGUAAAUACUCGAAAAUAAAUUUAAAAUGUUUUAUGAUUCUUAUUACCUCAAGUACAAAAAAUAAUGCGAGACGAACCUUAUCUUGUUUACAUUGUGAGACUGUGUUGUAUGGUGACACUAGCUGGACAUUUUGUGAAGAAAAACAGCCAAGCCACGUUAAGGGAAGAAUCAGCUGCAGUAGUAGUAGUAGCAGUAUUAAUGGUAAUAGCAGUAGUAUUAGCAGUAUUAAUAGUAAUAGCGGUAGUAGCAUCAACAGUAGUAAAAGCAGCAGCAGAAUUAGUAGAAACAGUAACAAUAGUUAAG
Cherax quadricarinatus is the source of this 1465-nucleotide messenger RNA. The record is from RefSeq and is a predicted model, not a curated record. Lineage: Eukaryota; Metazoa; Arthropoda; Malacostraca; Decapoda; Parastacidae.